Messenger RNA from Phytomonas sp. Hart1, 650 nucleotides. Lineage: Eukaryota; Euglenozoa; Kinetoplastea; Trypanosomatida; Trypanosomatidae. The record is from the annotation of a GenBank genome assembly.
UAUACUUGAGAGAAGAACUUAUAGUUCUAAAAAUUUCUUUAGCAUAUUCAAUUUUCAUGUCUUCCUCAAACACGGAUGGUGACAUCGCCGAGGUGAACCCUGGUCUGCUGGAGCUCUCCAAGGACCCCAAGGAAUGGCGUGAGCAACGUCGGCGUGCUAUGAAGGAAAGGAUUUUCGGCCACCCAAACAAUCCAGGAAGCAGUGCGGCCAACAGUGAUAUAUUAAAUAAGGAUUUCAUCCCACGGGGCGGGACGGCAUUCCCCACUUUCCAGACCGUGAGGGCAUCAGACGGGGAUGGCGAUUGCGCCGAACAGGAGGCGUUUAUUCUAAAACAGAUUUUAUGCCGCAAAAGACAGCGUGAACAGAGAGAGAAAGAUAUUCCUUUAGUGGAGCCAGCGACCGAUGAGUCCAGUAGGGUUUCCAGUCAACUUCCUGAGCUCUCUGUCAAGGAAAAGUUACUACAAAAGUACAAGACGCCAUCGUUUUGACGUCAUGCCCACAAACACAACGCCAUGAGUGAAUUGAAAAAAAUAGAAGCGACAUAAACACGAAUAUUUCUUUUUUUCCAAAUUAAUUUCAUGGAUAUUUGAUAUGGUGGUGAAAAAAACUUUUGUAAUUUUUUUUUGUGUAGAAUUUUACGUUUAUAUCUA